Messenger RNA from Trichoderma citrinoviride, 963 nucleotides. RefSeq names its product phosphoribosyl pyrophosphokinase. The record is from RefSeq and is a predicted model, not a curated record. Gene Ontology annotation, molecular function: magnesium ion binding; ribose phosphate diphosphokinase activity. The coding region runs from base 1 to 963 and encodes 320 amino acids. The transcript has 6 exons. Gene Ontology annotation, cellular component: ribose phosphate diphosphokinase complex; cytoplasm. Gene Ontology annotation, biological process: purine nucleotide biosynthetic process; ribonucleoside monophosphate biosynthetic process; 5-phosphoribose 1-diphosphate biosynthetic process. Lineage: Eukaryota; Fungi; Ascomycota; Sordariomycetes; Hypocreales; Hypocreaceae.
AUGCUGGACCAAAUGGCAAACGAGAUCAAGCUGAUUUCGGGCAGCUCCCACCCGGAGCUCAGUGCUCUAGUCGCUAAUCGACUCGGCAUUAACAUUGCCAACACGAUGAGCCUCAACUACUCCAACCAGGAAACUAGUGUUUCCAUUGGCGAGUCGGUUCGAGAUGAGGACGUCUUCAUUCUCCAGUCUACGGCGCCGGGAGACGUCAACGACGGCCUCAUGGAGCUGCUCAUCAUGAUCCACGCCUGCCGAACCGCCUCGGCCAGGCGCAUCACGGCCGUCAUUCCCAAUUACCCCUACGCGCGGCAGGACAAGAAGGACAAGUCCCGCGCGCCCAUCAGCGCUAGGUUGAUUGCCAACAUGCUGCAGGUCUCCGGCUGCAACCAUGUCAUAACUAUGGACCUGCAUGCCUCCCAGAUCCAGGGCUUCUUCAACGUCCCCGUAGAUAACCUGUAUGCCGAGCCCUCCGUCCUCCGGUGGAUCAGCGAGAACCUAGACGUCGAGAACUGCGUCAUUGUAUCCCCGGAUGCCGGCGGUGCGAAGCGUGCCACCUCGCUGGCUGAUCGUCUCAACACCGGAUUUGCUCUGAUUCACAAGGAGCGUCCCCGGCCGAAUGUCGUGGGCCGAAUGGUUCUUGUCGGUGACGUCCAGGAUAAGGUGGCCAUCCUGGUGGACGACAUGGCGGAUACCUGCGGAACUCUGGCCAAGGCGGCAGAAACUCUCAACAGCCACGGCGCUCGUCAAGUUUUUGCCAUCGUAACGCACGGUAUUCUUAGCGGCACCGCCAUUGAUACCAUCAACAACUCACAUCUGUCCGGCCUUGUCGUCACCAACAUUGGCGACAAGACUGAGCGAUGCCCCAAGCUCAAGGUCAUCGAUGUGUCUGGCACUCUUGCCGAGGCUAUUCGUCGAACCCACAAUGGCGAAUCGGUCUCAUACCUGUUCACGAAUGUUCCCGUCUAG